Molecule: messenger RNA, 753 nt
Organism: Cladocopium goreaui
Lineage: Eukaryota; Dinophyceae; Suessiales; Symbiodiniaceae
Source: the annotation of a GenBank genome assembly
AUGUCCAGGCAGCGUGGUCCUGACUCCCAGUCAAGUGAAGACGCCGGCGGCGCCUGCAGCGUCCAGGUGUCCCUGCGCCACAUCGUCCAGGACGGUGCCAAGGGGAAGCCAUGGACACCAAUGUGCAUCCAGAAGAUGGACGCAUGCUUCGCAAAAUGUUCCAAGUUCGACCGAGGAUUUGUCAUGUUCACGCUGGAGCGGAACAUGUUGACUACGUCCAAGAAAUCGAGCAAGGAGCCAGUCUCAUGUAAUUUGCCCUCCUUCAACUCGUUGUUGCGAGCAAGACGCGAGACCUCCAUCAAGUGCGCGCAGGACGCACUGGAAGUCGAAGAGAUGGAGACUGACGACACCCCCCAGAUGAAGAAGCGCAAGAUCAAAUCCUCACAUGAAGCGUUGGUCAAUCCAGUGAUCAGCAUCCCCUUCCCAGAGUGUGGGGACUGGCCCGAGCGGCAGGUCAAUGUGCUGUGGGGGGUCAAGUCCAGCGACCUGUGGGUCGAAUUGACACCGGCCAAUAUGAAGCACUUGAAGUGCAUUCUGAAGACUGAGAUGGAAAAGGGCGAGGUGACCUGCAAGAAGAAAAGUUCACCGAAGAAGAAACGGGCAUCGCCGAAAAAGUCUCCGAGGAGGAGGCUGCGCCGCUCCACUCCCUUGGCGGAGUCGCCCAUGGCCGAUGGUGAGCAGGUGGAGGGGACUUUGGUUGACUCGGAUCAUGCUGAGGAGGUGGCAGAGACCUUGGAAUAUGUUGAGGGAUGA